AUGGAAAAAGUGGUGGUUUCUGCUUUGGCAAUUAGUGUUAGGAGAAUCUUCUUCCUCUUCAUCAUCUUCCUAACAAUCCUCCUCAUUUGGGCAAUUCUCCAACCUUCAAAGCCACGUUUCCUCCUCCAAGACGCCACCGUCUACGCCUUCAACGUCUCCGGCAAUCCACCGAACCUCAUCACCUCCAACUUCCAAAUCACUCUCUCUUCCCGGAACCCUAACGACAAGAUCGGCGUUUACUACGACCGCCUUGACGUCUACGCUACUUACCGGAGCCAACAGAUCACUUUCCGAACAUCAAUCCCUCCCACGUAUCAGGGACACAAAGAAGUCAACAUCUGGUCGCCGUUUGUCUACGGAACCUCCGUUCCCAUCGCUCCUUUUAACGGCGUUGGUCUCGACGACGAUAAAGAUAACGGCGCCAUUAUGUUGAUCAUUCGUGCUGAUGGUAGAGUUCGGUGGAAGGUUGGGACUUUUAUCACCGGGAAGUAUCAUCUUUAUGUGAAGUGCCCGGCGUAUAUUAACUUCGGUAAUAAAGCUGCCGGAGUUAUCAUCGGAGAUAACGCCGUUAAGUAUACGUUUACCAGUAGUUGUAGUGUUAGUGUGUGAAACGACGACGGAGAUAAAUAAGGUAACUAACGUCUCCGUUAAGUAAUUUGUUUUCAUAAUCACCACUAGUGAUGUGAAUUGGACAUUUUGCUUAUACGAAUAGCAAAUAUUACAGAUUCGUGUUGUUGUAACGAGUUUGAAGAAUUUCAAUAUGUAUACCUUUAUUUAUUAUAGUUGAAUUCUAAAUUCUAUUUUAAGUUGUGAUUUUCUUAGAAGUAUAUUUUUACUGAUUUUGAUGCAUCUUCUGAUCCUGUCAAAUCGACUUUUGUUUGUAACU
Messenger RNA from Arabidopsis lyrata subsp. lyrata, 886 nucleotides. RefSeq names its product NDR1/HIN1-like protein 1. The transcript has 2 exons. The record is from RefSeq and is a predicted model, not a curated record. NCBI's taxonomy places the organism in Eukaryota, Viridiplantae, Streptophyta, Magnoliopsida, Brassicales, Brassicaceae. Gene Ontology annotation, biological process: defense response to other organism. Bases 1 to 609 code for a protein of 202 amino acids.